Messenger RNA from Pocillopora damicornis (cauliflower coral), 1312 nucleotides. RefSeq lists its product as uncharacterized. NCBI's taxonomy places the organism in Eukaryota, Metazoa, Cnidaria, Anthozoa, Scleractinia, Pocilloporidae. Gene Ontology annotation, biological process: signal transduction. The record is from RefSeq and is a predicted model, not a curated record. Gene Ontology annotation, molecular function: protein binding.
GUUAUCAAGAGAAAUCGUUUGUGAUGUUCAGAAUGUAACUAUUGAUUGGUUAGAACUCAAGCGUGCGACUGCCAAGAAGGAUAUCUUUUCAGGUACUAAUGAAUCCCAAGGUUUGGAACUUGAAAUGGAAAAUGAUGACGAUCAAAGCAGUUACUUCGCGGACGAUGAGACAUCAAUUUGUCAGUCACCGUCUACCACUGAAUUUUCUAAUGAGGAUGAGUGCAUUGAAUCAAAAUGGUCCAAGUUAUCCCACAUUCUAAGGGGUAAUCCAGAAUUUAUAGAACAGUUAAGUCUGUGCUUGGACCGGGAUAUGAGAUUGAUACAUAAUUGGAAACAUUUAGCAUCAACGCUGGAAGUUGAGGUGGAUGUCAUCAAACGAUUAGAACAGUACGGUGACUUCAGUCCUACAUUCCGAUUAUUUGAUUUUCUUGAGUCCUGGAAACCGGAUUUAACGAUUAAAGAACUAAAGGAGACCAUGUUGGAGAUCGGGAGAAACGACCUACUCAAUUUACUGACCACAGAAGUUGUUUGCAUUGACUCUGAAAGAGUUGUUGAUGUAAUCACUAAACCAAGAGAAGCCCCUUCACCCAGAGCUGGUAUUUUGGACGAACUUGCCUUGGCUCUGGAUGGGCGGUCACUGGUUUUGUCAAACUGGUACACCUUGGCAAUUAAACUGGGCGUGCAAAGAAUCACAUGUUGGACGUUUGAAAGACGAUCCACAGAAAAUCCGACCGGCAAACUGUUCCAGUAUUUGGCUACUAGUUGCCCACAAUUGACACUUAAUAGUCUCAAGGAAGCUCUGGAUUCUUUUGACAGGAGGGAUUUGAUGAACUUUCUUAAAAAUAAGAACCUAGGAGAUGAGGUAUUACUUAAGGAUGUCAUUACCCCUGGAUCAGAACUAUUAGAAAAGAUAUCGCAAGAACUUAAUCGAGAUGACAAUAUCGGCGUCAAAAACUAUGUACAUCUGGCCCGUAAGUUGGAAGUACCAGCCGAAAUUCUUCGACAGUUUGCUGAUGUCCAACAAUGCAGGAAAAGUCCUACCAAAGAGGUCUUGGAAUGGGUGGCCGCUCGGUUCCCUGAAACAAGGCUAAGUGAUAUUGCACAGGCACUUGAAAAGAUCCAGCGAAAUGACGCCAUACAGAUAAUAUCAAGGCAUUUUCCGAACACAAUUGACUCAGUUUUAAAAGAACCUAGGUGUUCAUUUCAGGGCAGCUUGAACGUGCCAGAUCCAACACGUGCGAUGAUUUCAACCAGCCGCAGGAGAGAAAGGCGUGUUUCGCCUCCUAAGCAAGUGUUUGCCACAGGUGUUUAG